This is a messenger RNA of Aspergillus alliaceus, 1049 nucleotides long. RefSeq lists its product as uncharacterized. The coding region runs from base 129 to 1049 and encodes 306 amino acids. The record is from RefSeq and is a predicted model, not a curated record. The transcript has 2 exons. Lineage: Eukaryota; Fungi; Ascomycota; Eurotiomycetes; Eurotiales; Aspergillaceae.
GUUUCCGAGCAUAUUUGGUCAUCUGCGGGAACUGCUUAGAAUGGGUGGCAAUUGAAGCAAAAAGAGACAACGGUCUAAUCGUCCGAAUGAAAGUUCUUUCUCCUUGAAUUAUUCGGCCCCGGCUCACUAUGUCAAAUACGCAAUGUGUUGUUACAAGCCAGUUUUUGGAUAUUCAUAUUUCGGGCGUCACUGAAGCGUGUGUCUUUGUAGCAUUUACGGCGAUUGCAUGGUACAAUACAGUUGAGCUUAUUAUUUUAUGCUUUACAACAUUCAAAAAAUUUCGAGGAUGCUACUUCUGGAGUCUGCUGGUUGCCUCCGCGUGCGUUGGCAUUCAUGCGCUAGGGUUCCUCCUCUUUGUCUUCGUUAUCGGAGUCACGCCUUAUAUUUCCCUCACAAUCGCUGUCUUCAGCUGGUGUGGAAUGGUGACAGGACAAUCUCUUGUACUCUGGUCACGCCUGCAUUUAGUACUCUACCAUCCACGGAUUCUCCGAGGAGUGCUCUGGAUGAUUGUUGCUGAUGCAAUACUCCUGCACACUCCUAUAAUCGUCCUUCUAUAUGGGGCAGUGUCGUCACACCCCCGGCAGUUUAGGGCGGGAUAUAACGUUAUGGAGCGAAUCCAGUUAGUGGGGUUUUGUCUCCAGGAGUUAACCAUCUCUAUUAUAUAUGUAUGGGAAACAGUCAAACUUCUAAAAUUCCAACAAGAGCAGCACCGUCGUCACAUUCUACACCAAUUGCUUAUUAUCAGCAUUGUCAUUCUCCUCCUUGAUAUUACAGUUGUUGUUGUUGAAUAUGCUGGUCUCUACACUCUCCAAGUUCCACUUAAGGCGUCUGUUUACAGUGUCAAACUCAAGCUCGAAUAUUCCAUACUGGGAAAGCUUGUGGAAAUCUCCCGAGGCCCGGCAACUGAUCUUACGUCUUCCGUGAAUGACCUGAGCUCUAAUCCAUUGCCGCAGUUCAAAUUACCACUCUCCUAUCCCAGAACCUUGUCCUUGUGCAAAAUGACCUCGGGACGGCACCCACCACUAACUAGUGUUGCAAUCAGGGCCUAG